Molecule: messenger RNA, 1931 nt
Organism: Polyodon spathula (Mississippi paddlefish)
Lineage: Eukaryota; Metazoa; Chordata; Actinopteri; Acipenseriformes; Polyodontidae
Product: pleckstrin homology-like domain family A member 1
Exons: 2
Coding region: 208-663 (151 amino acids)
Biological process (GO): positive regulation of apoptotic process
Molecular function (GO): phosphatidylinositol phosphate binding
Source: RefSeq, a predicted model, not a curated record
AUCAGUCAUAGUUCUGCAACUGCUGCAGACGGGCUAGUGGAACUCGGGAAGGAGGGGGGAGACAAGCUGCUACUACUAGCUAGCUGUAAAUAGCCAACAGCGUACUUGUAUGUGGUGCGCUGAUGUUGACACAGCUGAAACAGCGCUUACGGUAAUACUUUUCAGUCGGGAUAUUUUUGUAGAGAUUUGCCCCCUUCUUACUCAGUGAUGUUGGAAAGCAGCGUCAAGGUGCUGAAAGAAGGUCUGAUGGAGAAAAGGAGCGAUGGCUUGCUUCAGCUAUGGAAGAAGAAGCGCUGCUUUCUAACGGAAGAGGGACUUCUCCUUCACCCACCGAAACAGCACGACCACCAGCAGCACCAGAACCAUCAGCAAAUCACGGCCAGCGAGCCCGGCAAGACCAAAGAGCUGCUCUUCUCCAACAUGAAGACGGUGGAUUGCGUCGAGAGGAAGGGCAAAUACGUUUAUUUCACGGUGGUGAUGGUAGAGGGAAAAGAGAUUGAUUUUAGAUGCCCCCAAGACGAAGGCUGGAAUGCCGAAAUCACUUUGCAAAUGGUACAGUAUAAGAACAGACAGGCUAUCCUGGCAGUGAAAUCGACCAGACAAAAACAGCAGCACCUGAUAGUAGCACACGGGCACAGCAUCAUCAAGAACUCUCUAUCGUGAUACACACAGGCAGCAAGCUGGGGCUGGAACCCCGAUAACCGGGGUUACUAAAGGGGCACAUUCAGCCAGUGGAAGGAUUCAUGCAGCUUGAUUUUUGUCUUCUGUUGGACUGAUAACAAGUCGCGAUAAAUUCGAACUGAAAAACUGACAGUUAAUUUGAGAUGGAAACAACAUUGUGGAAUAAGACAUCCGUCUUCACAAAGGUUGUCGUUUUAUAGACUAUAAACUAAUUUAUGAGAACUAAGAUUUGAAAUGCUUCACACUCAGCAUGGAACGAAACGUGACAUUGUAUUUUAAUGUAUUGUAUUGUAUUUAUUAGUUACCUAUUACUCGCUGUACUAUGUAUUUGGCAUUGAAUGAAUGUAAGAACGUCAUCUGCUAAUGGAAGUCUAUUGUUCUGCUCUCGCCGAAUCCACUUGAAAGCUAUCUUUACCGGUUGGCUAAAUUUGAAGGAUAAAAUGUAUAUGGCAGUAUGGCACAAGUUUAAACCGUUAGUGUAUUAUUACAUGUUUAAGAUAAACUAUACUAUGCUGCACCUGUUAGGCGUUUCAUGUAAAACAAAUACUCGACAAAUACACAGUAGCAUCUGUCCCAAGGAAUUACACAGUUCCUUCUCAAGAACAUGAAUGUUUAUAAUCACUAACAACCGAGCAGGUUACUAAAGUGACAUUGUUCGGAAUUAACCAAAAUGUAACGCGUAGGAAAUGCAUUGCUAUCCGUAUGAAACAACAAGAUUAACCAAAAAACCUGCACAUUAUUACACAGCAACAAUUCUUGCAAAAAGUUGUCUUCAUAGUUUGGAUGUGAUUUCAACAAAGAUCGCUCCGACAGGAAACCGAGAUGAAACCCUUACCAAAAAAAAAAAUCUCUUUUUGAAAGGAAGUAUGUGUUAAUUUAAAAGACCUGAAACUCUGUUGUCCCUAUUAAGUUAGAUUCACGGUCUUACCCGUUAGGUUCACGGUGAAUAUGGUGGUCUCUAUACUAUAAACCGCUACUGUGAUGUAACACUUGUACACCCAUUCCGAGCACAGUGCUGUGUUCCGAUUCUUGACAGCUGUAAUAACUGUUAUGUCAUUUCUUUGUUUAGUAUAUACUGUACUUUGGUACUGACAAGUGGCUCUGUUUUGGGGUGAGAGCUAUCUUCAUACCUUUCAAAAUACAUUCCAUUUCAAAAGAACAGUGUGUGUGUGUGUUUUUAAAGGUUGUAUCCCAAUCACUUUCACAACCAGUAUGUAAGUUUAGGAGCUAUGGAACACAGGUGGAGCUUG